AAUUGUAAAAACUGCACCGCUUUCCAAUUAUAGAGAAACCAUCCAAAGUUCCACGCCAAUCAUCUCUGAAGUCCUAACUUGAAAGCCUCUAUGCCAUGGGCCGCUAGCUAGUUAAAUCCCGGAGCAAGGCCUUAGCACGUUAACGUUCUUCUUCAAGCAGCAAGAUGCCUCACCUAACAUUUCUGUGGCUCCUCUGCUUUUCACUAUUCCUUCAAAAACCAACGAGUGCUCAAACUUGUCCAUCGUCAUGCCCAGGCGGUGAAUCAGGGGUUAAGUUUCCUUUCGGGCUGAACCCUGACGGUAACCGAAAUGGUCGUUGCAGCUAUCCGGGUUUUGGUCUUUCCUGCAGCAAUAAAACGGGAGCACUAGUUCUUAAACUUCCGAAAUCCGGAGAAUUCACAGUCAGAUUCAUCAAUUACGAGACCCAACAGAUAUGGAUCAACGACCCUGAUUUCUGUCUCCCUAAACGGUUCAUGGAGUCUUUCGACAUAUCAGGAACUCCUUUUGUCUCAGAAGUCUGGCAUACCUUGACGUUCUUCAAUUGCUCUACUGGAGCAGUAGCUGAGGCUGGGUUAAGGCGAAUUCGAUGUCUUAGCAAUGAUAAUUACUCUGUUGUAGCUUACGAAAUCGAGUCUUUUAUGGAUUCUGACAGUGGUUUGCCGUCUACAUGCCAUUCUAUAAAGACCGUUACUGUUCCAUUUGCUUGGUAUGGCUGGGCGGAAGGGGUCCGGUUAGAAUGGUACAAACCCGACUGUAGGUCAUGUGUUGAACGUCGAGGGGAUUGUGGGUUCAAGAAUAGAGCUAGUCAGGAAAUUGGGUGCUUUAAUCUGCCAAGCCAAGCUGGCCUUCCUAGGAGUGCCAAGUAUGGUAUUACCAUAGGCGUUGGAAUUCCAGGACUCUUAUGCCUAAUUGGGCUCGUUUCCUUCGUCGGUAGCCGAGUGAGAGCUUACGCACGUCAGCGCAACCUCCCCAGCACUGAAUUCUCCACAUCAAUCUCCCCUUUACCGGCAGCUAUCAUAACAGGACUCGACGGUCCAACCAUUGAAUCCUACCCUAAGACUAAGCUUGGCGACAGCGGGCGUCUUCCAAAGCCUAACGACAACACUUGCCCCAUAUGCUUAUCAGAGUACCAGCCCAAGGAGACAUUGAGAACUAUACCAGAGUGUAACCAUUACUUCCAUGCCAAUUGCAUAGAUGCGUGGCUAAAGAUGAAUGCUUCGUGCCCACUGUGUCGCAACUCACCUGGCGGAUCUGCCCCAAUUACCCCGUCAAUAUCCUCCUCUUCGUCUUCAUCAUCAUCUUCUCUCUUAUCAGCAUAGACAAGAUCAUUUUACAUUUAUCAGCUUCUGUGUAGAUAUGUUACCCCCGAGGAUGUGAGUUUUGGGAAGUUCUUGCUGUGUGGCUGAUGGAUUUUGGGUUUUUUCAUAGAAAAAAAAAAAAAACAUGUGCCCUUCCCAUUUUUUUUGUGUUGGGUUAUUUAAAAUAGUUCCUGAUUAGUUUUUAUUUAUACUAGUUUUUGUUAGAUGGGAAUGGUAUGUAAAUGUCAUAAUCACAAAUAUCAACUAAUAAAUAAAAUUAAAU
Theobroma cacao (cacao) is the source of this 1581-nucleotide messenger RNA. RefSeq names its product RING-H2 finger protein ATL20-like. NCBI's taxonomy places the organism in Eukaryota, Viridiplantae, Streptophyta, Magnoliopsida, Malvales, Malvaceae. The record is from RefSeq and is a predicted model, not a curated record. Gene Ontology annotation, molecular function: polysaccharide binding.